This is a messenger RNA of Sphaeramia orbicularis (orbiculate cardinalfish), 2127 nucleotides long. It is a transcript of the gene ifngr1, whose product is annotated as interferon gamma receptor 1. NCBI's taxonomy places the organism in Eukaryota, Metazoa, Chordata, Actinopteri, Kurtiformes, Apogonidae. Gene Ontology annotation, biological process: cytokine-mediated signaling pathway. Bases 207 to 1523 code for a protein of 438 amino acids. The record is from RefSeq and is a predicted model, not a curated record. Gene Ontology annotation, cellular component: plasma membrane. The transcript is spliced from 7 exons. Gene Ontology annotation, molecular function: cytokine receptor activity; protein binding.
ACAGUCAGUUGGAUGCGUUCGCAGUGUGAGUAAUCGUCCACAUACGACAUUCUGUGGAAAAAGGAACCGUUUUAAUGUGGAAAAACCCACAGGUUGCAUAAAGUCCGUGUGUCUCUCAGAGGAGUCACCGGGUUUAAUUCAUUUUAUCGCGGACUGAGGGUUGGAGGACUUCUUCGGCCAGAGGAGGGGGUCUGAAGGCCGAAGGCAUGGUGCCGCUACAGGGUGCUGCGUUCAUGGCCCUCCUGAUCUUGAUCGGCGCGGGUUCCACAGUCCACGGUACAGUUAUUCCAGAUCCACAAAAUGUGAUGAUAAAAUGUGAAAAUCAGAUCCCCAUUGUGCAGUGGGAUUACAGCCAGCAGCAACCGCAAACCAUGUUCAGAGUUGACAUCAGAGAAAGCACUGGGAACCGUGAGUAUGAAACCAUAGACCAUCAGGUUGAUCUGAGCUCGUUCGUCUGGGAGUCUGAGCAUCGAUACAUGGCCUAUCAUUACGUUGAAGUCACAGCUUUAAUGGGAGGAAACAAGUCUAAACCAGUGGCAGCUAAAUCGUUCAGCUAUAACAAGCUGAAGACAGCUGAAGUAACAUGUGAACUAAACUUCCCUCCUGUGAAUCUGACUGUGGACGAGUCAGAAGCCACUGUGAGUUUCCUGAAUCCGUUCAGAGUCUACCCUGAGCUGAAACAGGCCAACAAGCCCAAAUCGGCCUACUUUCUGUUCGAGUUGUCUGUCAGCGGUAAGACAGAAGAGGCAAGCUGUGGAGUGGAUCAGAGGAUCUGCAAAUAUGACUUCUUCUUUCCUGAUAAUGUGGAGACGUGCAUAAAGCUGAAAGGAUGGUUAAUAGAGUCAAAUAAAAUUGGACGCGUGGCAUUUAGGGAAACAGAUGACGUAUGUCCUAGCUCAUCAAUGAAGGUCCACUGGGGGGUCGUCAUCUUCAUGCUGACUAUCUUAGUCGUCCUUGUUCUCAUAAUAAGCUUCAUUGUCUGCAAAGUGAGGGCCUGGACGUUGAAAACACCACCUCUACCUAAGUCACUGCUUCCUCCAGAGCCAGACCUCAGAAACCUGGAAAGACAUCCAAUGUUAGACCCCGGUGCAGUUAAGAGUCAUGUUCAGGUGGUGGACAUAACAGCUUCAGUCGACUGCAUGGAGGAAGAGGAGGUCAGUCCCACCGUGGCUGUUUGGGACAGCAGCUCCGGCAGCUCCGGCAGCUCCGGCAGCUCCGGCAGCUCCGGCAGCUCCGGCAGCUCCGGCCCCGGGCCCCAGAAUCCACCCAGUGAUUCCUUCUACACAGACAGACGGCUCUCAGACAGCAGCAGCAGCAGCAGCCAGGAGGCGAUGGGGCUGAUGUCAGAGGGACAGAGGACAGACGACGACUCAGCAAACACCUCAGUAGAAACAGAGACUGUUUCCAUGAACUCCACAGAGGAAGAGGAGGAGGGGGCGGCGAUGUCACCAUAUGACCGCCCACAUAAUCUACAGAUAGACAUGGGUGAUGGAGACACAGUCUUGGGUUACAACGGGAGUUGAAGUCACAACAACUGUGUUGCUUUAAGACUGAUUUUUAAUUUUUUUAGCCUUUUUAAUGUGUGUAUAAUUACCCCUAGUCAGGGUCUAACUGCAUGACGCUGGUAAGUGGUGUAAAGAAGUACCAACAGGAAUAAUUGAGGGACAUUAUAAGACACUGUGGUUUGGGAGGGUUAACAUGAAUUUUGUACUUGCUUUAAAGGUGUGUCAAACAUAUGGCCCAUGGGCCAAGGGUCCCAUCUGUUCCCUGGGGUGAACUUGUGAAAUGUAAAAAUUACACUAAAAGUCAAGGGUGUUGAACUCCUCUUAGUUUAGGUUCCAAAUUCAGACCAAUAUGAUCUGAAGUGAGUCAGACCAUAAAAUAAUUUUAUAAUAACCUAUAAGUAAUGACAACUCUAAAUUUCCUCUUUUGUUUUAGUGUAAAAAAGUAAAAUUACCUGAAAAUGUUCACAUUUAUGAAUAACAUGAAUUUUCUGAAGAGAGGUAAGUGUGAUUUUAACAAUAUCCUGCCUGUUACUAAAUCUAACAGUUUUGUACUUCUGUAGAUCCACUGUGAUGUCUAAGUUGUAAUUUACAUGUGUAAAUGAUUAAGUGAGGCAUGACAUUG